ACUGUGUUCUCCCCCCGCCUGUCUGUCUCUCUGUCUGUGUCGUCCUCCUGUCUUCUACUUAUUGUUCAUUGUUACAGUGAUGGAUCUUGGGAUUGUUUUGACAAUUUCAGCUGUUUUAUUCAUGACUGCUGAAGCAGACCAAACAACACAUAUGUCGAACGACACAGACACUCCGUUCACCGAUCAGACAAAUAUCUCCUGCAGCAACUGUUCCAGCCCCACUGCAGCUUCAGCAACCACCUCCAACCCCACCUCCAGCCGCCCUUCAACUGCCUUGGGCCUCCUCACAAUCACAUGGACAAGUAAUUGUAAAGGAGAUGUUAACCUGAUUCUCAAUCAACCCAACAAGUCCUCUUUGCCUGUCUGCCAUGCCAGUGAACCAAACAUCCAAAGUCUUCUAAAAAUAGUGUGUGAGAACCAGAACGGUUGUAAAGGCCAACCAAAACCGAAGAGAGGCAAAGAAACGCAGAAUGGUUGCCACAUCACAGAGAGUGGAGAAAUGCCAGGGACCAGCUGUGAGACACUGAGGAUCCAUUGUGAAGUUGAGGACCUCCCAGAUGUACAGGGCCAGCUGCACGCUUACAAAGUGGUGACAGCUUUGCUGUGCUGCAUGGUGCUGGUCCUGUUACUGAUCCGCUUCACCAGACCCACUGUUAAAGCCCUGCAGAAGAGAUUCUCAGAAAGGAGGCAGAAUCGCUGGGUUGGACCUACACAGAGUCACAGUGUGUCUUACCACCGAGGAAAAACUGCAGUUAAAAACAAUGAUGGAGAGAAGAGACUGUCCUACCCUGCUCUGGAGCGACUGGCAGUCUAUGACAGCAGAGAGCCUUCAUCAAACAGGAACAGUGACUGCAACUUCUGACAUGCCUCUUCGAGACGUCAACAUCAUCCUCAUCCUCAUCCUCAUCCUCAUCAUCAUCAUUAUAAUUAUCAUCCUCAUCCUUUAUAUGUGGGUUAAACAUAUGAUUUCUUAUGUGACUAUUCCUUGAUUGUAUCUUUGAAAGUAAAGAAAAUACUUCUGUUUGUUGAGGAAUCAUUUACCAGGACAUUAUUCAAAAUCAUGUCAAACAUUCACCUCAUCUCUCUACCUUAAUUUGCUGCAUUAGCUAUAAUCACAUACAAGCUAUAAUACCCAUUAUUUACAAAUAUUCAGUGUUCCGUCUAUCUGAACUCAGUUUACUAUACAUUGUGCUCAUACAUUGUGCUUUUAGCAUUGUGCAUUGGAAUUGCAUCUUAUGGUGGAGUCUGCUAGCCUGGCUAACACCAGACUAAUCACAAAUGAGAUUAGCAUGGAAACCAGCCGUUCAUUUCUCCGUAGAGGAGGCGUGGCUUAAGAUCCUCCGGAGCCGUUUAUUGGGCGCUUAGAAUGUCUAUCAAAAGCGUCUGUACGUAGCUCUUAGCCAAUCGUAAUCGUGUGUGUGUGAGAGAGGGUGUUGCUUGCUGCUUUGCUUCUCCAGUUCUCGCUUUCUGCAAGAUUAUUUAUUUUUACGCCUCAUUCCCCCUCAUGUCAUUCAGCCACACACAUCCACUGAUUUUAUGGGCAAUAGACGAGCUGCUGCGGGUCUCUGGGCGGCUCCGCUGUCCCCCGGCUCGUAGCGAGAUCACCGGCGUUACAGCAGUGAGCGGUAGCGGGGCUAGUUGGUAGAUUAGGCUUUGGCCAAAUCCUGUCGGAAGCAAGGCUAAAACAUCCUUUUUGGUGGUGAAACAUGAGUGUAAAGUCAAAUGUUGUUCUUCUUUUAAAAUAAACUUUGGCUCUUAACUAUUUAAAACGCCGUCUACAGCUAGAGAGUUUUGCGUCUGCUGCAGCCAUGUUGGAUCCGUAAGAAAACUACAAGCUUCCAUC
This is a messenger RNA of Centropristis striata (black sea bass), 1843 nucleotides long. RefSeq lists its product as uncharacterized. The transcript is spliced from 6 exons. NCBI's taxonomy places the organism in Eukaryota, Metazoa, Chordata, Actinopteri, Perciformes, Serranidae. The coding region runs from base 80 to 862 and encodes 260 amino acids. The record is from RefSeq and is a predicted model, not a curated record.